CCAGGCCUCUUAUGUAAAGAGCUGAAGAGGAAAUAAAAUAUACAGGAUGAAAAGAUGGCAAUGUUGCCUCCCCCAGGACCUCAGAGUUUUGUCCACUUCACAAAACAGUCUCUUGCUCUUAUUGAACAACGCAUUGCUGAAGAAAAAGCAAAGGAACCCAAAGAAGAAAAGAAAGAUGAUGAUGAAGCCCCAAAGCCAAGCAGUGACUUGGAAGCCGGCAAACAGCUGCCCUUCAUCUAUGGAGACAUUCCCCCCGGCAUGGUGUCGGAGCCCCUGCAGGACCUGGACCCCUACUAUGCAGACAAAAAAACUUUUAUAGUAUUGAACAAAGGGAAAGCAAUCUUCCGUUUCAAUGCCACACCUGCUUUGUACAUGCUAUCCCCUUUCAGUCCUCUAAGAAGAGUAUCUAUUAAGAUUUUAGUACACUCCUUAUUCAGCAUGCUUAUCAUGUGCACUAUUCUGACGAACUGCAUUUUUAUGACUAUGAGCAACCCUCCGGAUUGGACCAAAAAUGUAGAGUACACUUUCACUGGAAUAUAUACUUUUGAAUCCCUUGUAAAAAUCCUUGCAAGAGGCUUCUGUGUAGGAGAAUUCACUUUCCUUCGUGACCCAUGGAACUGGCUGGAUUUUGUCGUCAUUGUUUUUGCGUAUUUAACAGAAUUUGUAAACCUAGGCAAUGUUUCAGCUCUUCGAACUUUCAGAGUAUUGAGAGCUUUGAAAACUAUUUCUGUAAUCCCAGGCCUAAAGACCAUUGUGGGGGCCCUGAUCCAGUCAGUGAAGAAACUCUCAGAUGUCAUGAUCCUGACCGUGUUCUGCCUCAGUGUGUUUGCUCUGAUUGGCCUGCAGCUUUUCAUGGGCAACUUGAAGCAUAAAUGUCUCCGGAAUCAUCUUGAAGAAAAUGAAACAUUAGAGAUCAUAAUGAACACCAUUGAGGGCGAAGACUUGAAAAAAUAUUUUUAUUAUUUGGAGGGAUCCAAAGAUGCUCUCCUGUGUGGUUUCAGCACAGACUCAGGUCAGUGUCCAGAAGGGUACUCCUGUGUGAAGGCUGGCAGAAACCCUGAUUAUGGAUACACAAGCUUUGACACUUUCAGCUGGGCCUUCUUAGCCUUGUUUCGACUGAUGACUCAGGAUUACUGGGAAAACCUUUACCAACAAACACUACGUGCUGCUGGCAAAACUUACAUGAUUUUCUUUGUUGUGGUGAUUUUCCUGGGCUCCUUUUACCUCAUCAACUUGAUCCUGGCUGUGGUUGCCAUGGCCUAUGAAGAACAGAAUCAGGCAAACAUUGAAGAAGCUAAACAAAAAGAGUUAGAAUUUCAACAGAUGUUAGAUCGACUCAAAAAAGAGCAAGAAGAAGCUGAGGCAAUAGCAAUGGCAGCAGCUGAAUACACAAGUAUUGGGCGAAGCAGACUUAUGGGCCUCUCAGAGAGUUCUUCUGAAACAUCCAAACUAAGUUCAAAAAGUGCUAAGGAAAGAAGAAAUAGAAGAAAGAAAAAGAACCAAAAGAAACUCUCCAGUGAGGAAAAGGGGGAUGAUGAGAAGUUGUCCAAAUCGGGAUCAGACGAGAGCAUCAGAAGAAAGAGUGUCCAUCUUGGUGUUGAAGGGCACAGAAGGGCACGCGAGAAGAGACUGUCUACCCCUAAUCAGUCACCGCUCAGCAUUCGUGGCUCCUUGUUUUCUGCAAGGCGCAGCAGCAGAACAAGUCUUUUCAGUUUCAAAGGUCGGGGAAAAGAUAUAGGAUCUGAGACUGAAUUUGCUGACGAUGAGCACAGCAUUUUUGGAGACAAUGAGAGCAGACGGGGUUCACUGUUCGUGCCUCAUAGACCCUGGGAGCGGCGCAGCAGUAACAUCAGCCAGGCCAGUAGGUCUCCCCCAAUGCUGCCGGUGAAUGGGAAGAUGCACAGUGCCGUGGACUGCAAUGGUGUGGUGUCUCUGGUUGACGGACCCUCAGCCCUCAUGCUCCCCAAUGGACAGCUUCUGCCAGAGGGUACAACCACUCAAAUGCGCAAAAAACGAUGUUCCAGUUCUUAUUUUCUUUCAGAGGACAUGCUAAAUGAUCCCCAGCUCAGACAGAGAGCAAUGAGUAGAGCAAGCAUCCUAACAAAUACUGUAGAGGAACUUGAAGAAUCCAGACAAAAAUGUCCACCUUGGUGGUAUAGAUUUGCACACACAUUUUUGAUCUGGAAUUGCUCUCCAUAUUGGAUAAAAUUCAAAAAGUUUAUUCAUUUCAUUGUAAUGGAUCCUUUUGUAGAUCUCUCAAUUACCAUUUGCAUAGUUUUAAAUACAUUAUUUAUGGCUAUGGAGCACCACCCAAUGACUGAAGAAUUCAAAAAUGUUCUUAGUGUGGGAAAUUUGGUCUUUACCGGAAUCUUUGCAGCUGAAAUGGUUUUAAAAUUAAUUGCUAUGGAUCCAUAUGAAUAUUUCCAAGUAGGCUGGAAUAUUUUUGACAGCAUCAUUGUGACUUUAAGUUUAGUAGAGCUUUUUCUAGCCGAUGUGGAAGGAUUAUCAGUUCUGCGAUCAUUCAGACUGCUCCGCGUCUUCAAGUUGGCAAAGUCCUGGCCCACGCUGAACAUGCUAAUAAAAAUCAUUGGCAACUCAGUGGGGGCUCUGGGAAACCUCACCUUGGUGUUGGCCAUCAUCGUCUUCAUCUUCGCCGUGGUUGGCAUGCAGCUCUUCGGCAAAAGCUACAAAGACUGUGUCUGCAAGAUCAAUGAUGAUUGCGAACUCCCACGCUGGCACAUGAAUGACUUCUUCCACUCCUUCCUGAUCGUGUUCCGUGUGCUGUGCGGAGAGUGGAUAGAGACCAUGUGGGACUGCAUGGAGGUCGCUGGCCAAGCCAUGUGCCUUAUUGUAUACAUGAUGGUCAUGGUGAUCGGAAACCUAGUGGUCCUGAACCUAUUUCUGGCUUUAUUAUUGAGUUCAUUCAGUUCUGACAAUCUUACAGCAAUUGAGGAAGACACUGAUGCAAACAACCUCCAGAUUGCAGUGGCCAGAAUUAAAAGGGGAAUAAAUUAUGUGAAACAGACUUUACGUGAAUUCAUUCUAAAAGCGUUUUCCAAAAAGUCAAAGAUUUCUAAGGAGAAAAGACAAGCACAAGAUGUAAGCAACAAAAAGGAAAACUGUAUCUCAAACCGUACACUGGCUGAGAUGAACAAAGAUCACUAUUUCCACAAGGGAAAAGAUAAAGUCAGUGGUUAUGGAAGCAGUGAGGACAAAAACUUGAUGGAAGAAAGUGAUUAUCAAUCAUUCAUUCAUAAUCCCAGCCUCACAGUGACAGUGCCAAUUGCACCUGGGGAGUCUGAUUUGGAAAUCAUGAAUACUGAGGAACUUAGCAGUGAUUCUGAUAGUGACUACAGCAAAGAGAGAUUGAACCAGUCGAGUUCCUCUGAAUGCAGCACAGUUGAUAACCCUCUGCCAGGAGAAGGAGAAGAAGCGGAGGCUGAACCUGUGAAUUCAGAUGAACCAGAAGCCUGUUUUACAGAUGGUUGUGUACGGAGAUUUCCAUGCUGCCAAGUUAACGUAGAGUCAGGCAAAGGAAAAAUCUGGUGGAACAUUAGGAAAACCUGCUAUAGGAUAGUCGAACACAGUUGGUUUGAAAGCUUCAUUGUUCUUAUGAUCCUUCUCAGCAGUGGAGCUCUGGCUUUUGAAGAUAUAUAUAUUGAAAAGAAAAAGACUAUUAGGACUAUCCUGGAUUAUGCUGACAAGAUAUUCACCUACAUCUUCAUUUUGGAAAUGCUUCUAAAAUGGGUAGCAUAUGGUUAUAAAACAUAUUUCACCAAUGCUUGGUGUUGGCUGGAUUUCUUAAUUGUUGAUGUUUCUUUGGUUACUUUAGUAGCCAGCACUCUUGGCUAUUCAGACCUUGGCCCCAUUAAAUCCCUUCGGACGCUGAGAGCUUUAAGACCUCUAAGAGCCUUAUCUAGAUUUGAAGGAAUGAGGGUGGUUGUGAAUGCACUUAUAGGGGCAAUUCCUUCCAUCAUGAAUGUGCUUCUCGUAUGUCUGAUAUUCUGGCUAAUAUUUAGCAUUAUGGGAGUAAAUUUGUUUGCUGGGAAGUUCUAUGAGUGUGUUAACACCACAGAUGGGACAAGGUUUCCUAUAAAUCAAGUUGAAAAUCGUUCCGAGUGCUUUGCUCUUAUGAAUGCUAGCACAAAUGUGCGAUGGAAAAACCUAAAAGUGAACUUUGAUAAUGUUGGACUUGGUUACCUGUCUCUGCUUCAAGUUGCAACAUUUAAAGGAUGGAUGGAUAUUAUGUAUGCAGCAGUUGAUUCUGUUAAUGUAGAUAAGCAGCCCAUAUAUGAAUACAACCUCUACAUGUACAUUUAUUUUGUCAUCUUUAUCAUCUUUGGGUCAUUCUUCACUUUGAAUUUGUUCAUUGGUGUCAUCAUAGAUAAUUUCAACCAACAGAAAAAGAAGCUUGGAGGUCAAGAUAUCUUUAUGACAGAAGAACAGAAGAAAUACUAUAAUGCAAUGAAAAAGCUGGGUUCCAAGAAGCCACAAAAGCCAAUUCCUCGGCCAGGGAACAAAUUCCAGGGAUGUAUAUUUGACCUAGUAACAAACCAGGCUUUUGAUAUCUCUAUCAUGGUUCUUAUCUGCCUCAACAUGAUAACCAUGAUGGUUGAAAAAGAGGGACAAAGUGAAUACAUGACUGAUGUUUUGUACUGGAUAAACGUGGUCUUUAUCAUCCUUUUCACUGGAGAAUGUGUGCUGAAGCUGAUCUCCCUCAGACAUUACUACUUCACUGUGGGAUGGAACAUUUUUGAUUUUGUGGUUGUGAUCCUCUCCAUUGUAGGAAUGUUCCUAGCAGAGCUGAUCGAGAAAUAUUUUGUGUCCCCGACCCUGUUCCGAGUGAUCCGACUUGCCAGGAUUGGUCGCAUCCUACGUCUGAUCAAAGGAGCAAAGGGGAUCCGCACGCUGCUCUUCGCUUUGAUGAUGUCCCUGCCUGCAUUGUUUAACAUCGGCCUCCUGCUCUUCCUGGUCAUGUUCAUCUACGCCAUCUUUGGAAUGUCCAACUUCGCCUAUGUUAAAAAGGAAGCUGGAAUUAAUGACAUGCUCAACUUUGAAACCUUUGGGAACAGCAUGAUCUGCUUGUUCCAAAUUACCACCUCUGCGGGCUGGGAUGGAUUGCUGGCACCCAUUCUCAACAGUGGACCUCCUGACUGUGACCCCAAAAAAGUUCACCCAGGAACUUCAGUUGAAGGAGACUGCGGUAGCCCAUCUGUUGGGAUUUUCUAUUUUGUCAGCUACAUCAUUAUAUCCUUCCUGGUUGUGGUGAACAUGUACAUCGCUGUCAUCCUGGAGAACUUCAGUGUUGCCACUGAAGAAAGUACAGAGCCCCUGAGUGAGGAUGACUUUGAGAUGUUUUAUGAGGUUUGGGAGAAGUUUGAUCCUGAUGCGACUCAGUUCAUAGAAUAUAGCAAACUCUCAGAUUUUGCAGCUGCCCUGGAUCCUCCUCUUCUCAUAGCAAAACCAAACAAAGUCCAGCUCAUUGCCAUGGACUUGCCCAUGGUCAGUGGAGACCGGAUCCACUGCCUCGACAUCUUAUUUGCUUUUACAAAGCGUGUUUUGGGUGAGAGUGGAGAGAUGGAUGUCCUUCGUUCACAGAUGGAAGAAAGAUUUAUGUCUGCAAAUCCUUCGAAAGUGUCCUAUGAACCUAUCACAACUACACUAAAACGAAAACAAGAGGAUGUGUCUGCUACUGUCAUUCAGCGUGCUUACCAACGUUACCGCUUAAGGCAAAAUGUCAAAAAUAUAUCAAGUAUAUACAUAAAAGAUGGCGACAAAGAUGAUGACUUGCCCAAUAAAGAAGAUAUAGUUUUUGAUAAUGCUAAUGAGAACUCAAGCCCAGAGAAAGCAGAUGCAACUCCAUCCACCAUCUCUCCACCUUCAUAUGAUAGUGUAACAAAGCCAGACAAAGAGAAAUAUGAAACAGACAAAACAGAAAAGGAAGACAAAGAGAAAGAUGGAGAAGACAAAUAA
Castor canadensis (American beaver) is the source of this 5973-nucleotide messenger RNA. It is a transcript of the gene Scn9a, whose product is annotated as sodium voltage-gated channel alpha subunit 9. Gene Ontology annotation, molecular function: voltage-gated sodium channel activity. Lineage: Eukaryota; Metazoa; Chordata; Mammalia; Rodentia; Castoridae. Gene Ontology annotation, cellular component: plasma membrane; voltage-gated sodium channel complex. Gene Ontology annotation, biological process: sodium ion transmembrane transport; membrane depolarization during action potential; neuronal action potential. The record is from RefSeq and is a predicted model, not a curated record.